AUGUCGAGCCGCGCAGGCAGCCGGAUGGAUGCGGGAUCAAUGUACACUGGCAGCAUCAUGGACAAGGUCGAGGAAGACGGUACCGAAGCGGCUCUGCAACAAGCACUGUCGAAUCUCCGGGACAAGCUGAAUCGAGAAAUGAAGAUCAAGGAAGGAAGCGAAAACAUGCUCGAGGCGCUCAAUAGUAAAAAAGCCAAGCAGACCAAGGAACAGCGUCAACGAGUCGAAGCUGAGUUGAGUGCGAGCAAUUUGAGGAUCAAGGAGCUACGUCAAAAGAUCUCCGAGGCCCAACGUACAAGAGCGCCUCCGCCAUCCACGCCAACCAGAAACAGAGCGCAGGAGCCUGUAUUUCCGUCAAACGGCCCUCGAUCACCUCCCAGUCUUGCCCGGUCCGCUGCCGGAUCAGACCUCGACGAUGCUGCUGAGAGUCCGACUUUUGCGCUUGCUGAGCUUCUUCAGGCACUGGAGGUGGAAGGCAUGACACCAGAAUACUAUGUGAGCAGAGCAAACCACCUUGUUGAUCUAUUCAAGCGCCACCCCGCGCUGAAAUAUGAUUUGGUGUGGUCCAUCUUCGGCUUGCGCAUGCAAAUGAUGCUUCUGAGCGAAAGUCGAGAAGUUGUGGCCGUCGGUUAUCGUGUGGCAAGAUAUGCCAUUUCAGACUCUGCGUCCAUCAAGAAGAUUCGGAGUUUUAACACGGAUUAUCUGGUCGUACGGUAUGGUUUCCCCGUUCCUUUUGGUCCAAGUCGCAAGGUUCAGCUCAUACUAAAUGGACUUCUCAUUAGUUCUCUGAGUAACUAUCGCAAGGCCGACGUGGAAAGAGAACAAGCCCUCAAAUUCGUCCGCGCAUUUUUGGACGUAAAGUAUGGAAUUCAAGAAGUGUCCAGAGCCAUUGUUCGGACAAUUGUCGCUGUGGCGGAGCAAGGUGAGGAUAGACGCCCGGGGAUACACGCCACAGACCAAAGCAUGGACCGAUUGCGGCCUAUAUGUAUCGAGACUCUUGCGGAGAUCUUGGUUCGAGAUCCGGCUCUAUUGAUAGCGUCCGGGGGCUUGGGUACGCUCUCAGAAGCUUUGGCUGAGGGUACCUACAAGUCUCCGGAGAGCUUGACCUCGGCCUUUCUGUUCCUCUUGGACUCUCCGCAGAGGCGCAAAUACAUCAAUCCGGGCUAUAGUCUGGAUGUUGUUUUCACCGCCUUUACAGACCUGCUUGCCGGGGCCGAUGUCAUCUUGAAACAGAAUUCCAGAGCCAUUUCUGUAGCUUUGAGAUCAUGGUCCGGACUCAUGACUUUAAGCAUGUAUGACUUUCGGCCGAUUCGCUCACUUAUUGCCAGCAUACUCUUCCCCAGCCAGAGUAUCCGAGAAACCGUCCUCGACCUUCUUUUCUCUUUGCUUCGCAUCAAACCUCCAGCGUGGGCAGCUACCUUUUUGGCCGGAAGGCGUCUCACGACGUAUGGCCGCGUCGCCAACAUGAGGUCUGCUGUGAGGAGACGGAGUGGAACAUUGGAUUUGGAAGAAGAUACUGGCGAGCAAAGUUUUGUUGACCACUACACAGCUCUGCUUCUCGCAGUCUUCAUCAAGGCUGGACUACUACAGAGUUUGCUGCAGAUGGCGCAGACCGAAGAAGAUCCAAUGCUCAAACGAAAAUCGACCUUGCUCAUCGGGGAAGUUCUAAAGCUUUCUAGCCGACUUCUACCACCCUCGUGGAGUGCCGACUUGCAGCUGCUACCCGAGCUAUUCGCCGCAGCCGCUGAGUUUAGCAAUAAUGAUCGUUUCAACGCAUCCGGAAUCGUCUAUCAAAUUAGCAGUGUUAGUCGAACACUGUAUAGGAGCGCGCCGUCGGAAUCAAUGGCCGGGGGCCUCCCAUCCAGCGACAGCAUGCAGAAUUUGGUGCGCUAUGAUGAACAGCCGAGGUCGAGCAACGCUGCUGUGGCGCUGGACGAUGCUACAUUUCGUCAACUGCUCAUCGAUUCCAGCGUGCUCAACAGCUCCAAUUACAUGAAGUGGAACUGGGAGAUUAUUCUGAAAAUCAUUGAUGGUCCUCUUCAAACUGGGAAGCGCCUAGACGAAGCAGUCAAGGCCUCCAAGUUUAUGAAGAGACUAAUGAGCUUUUAUCGACCGUUUAAGUACAAGUUUGCGGAGGUGAAAAACACAAGGGGAACACAGAAAUACGUUAGGGCUGGCUGCGCCUUGAUACACUCGCUUCUCCAAUCACUCGAAGGGAUCAGGUUCCUAGCCGACAGCAAGUUGCUGAGGCAAAUUGCCGAGUGUCUAGCUCAAUGUGACCCGACAAGCGGGCUCACUGCUCAGUUCCCCAUGUUUUCUAGGGAUCGGCUUACAGACACUCUUUGUGGAGGUUACUUUGCCAUGCUUGGUGUUCUGAGCAGUGAGCCGAAAGGCCUUCUUCUGCUCGAGAGGUGGCGAAUGUUCAACAUGAUGUAUCACAUCGUGGACUUUAAGCAGCGCCCGGACCUCAUCAAGUUACUUCUUUCCAACUUUGAUUACAGCUUGCAAGGUCAUCCUCGUAUAUUACUUUCCAAGGCGCUCACCGCCGGAACCAAAGACAUUCGGAUUCAUGCCACAAACGCCCUGCGCAAAUGCACCAUCGGCCCUGUGGCCAAUAUUAGUGACGACAAUGAAAUCAGCGACUCGAAAUGGGCAAUUCGUCUUCUAGUAACGCAGCUCUACGACCCAGAGAUUGAAGUAUGUUCAACCGCAGUAAAGAUACUAGAAAGUGCUUGCAACAAGAAGGUAUACCUGGAGUACAUAGUUCAAUGUCGCCCAGCUCUGGAUCACCUGGGAGAAAUUGGCGCGCCUCUUCUCCUACGCUUCCUGUCAACGUCUAUUGGAUACCAUUACUUGGACGGAUUGGACUACAUCAGCAACGAAAUGGACGACUGGUUCUUGGGACGAAAUGAUUCAUAUGUCGCCGUCAUCGAGGCGGGCCUAGCUCGGGCAUUUUUGGCUGAUCCGGAUGACAAUAGUCAUCGCUUGAGCCUCUUUGAUGAGUCGGAUCCAGAGACUGAAUUUCACGACAGUCAUGUCCCGCCACAUUUCUACAGAGAAUUGACCAGAACGCAGGAGGGCUGCAAACUUUUGCGCGACAAGGGCCACUUUGAGGAAUUUGUUACGACGAUACGCGAGCACAGUAUGCAAACAGAGGACACUGAGCUGAUUACAAAAGUCAAGGGUUGCCUCUGGGCUGUUGGCAAUGUAGGGUCAAUGGAGCUUGGCGCGCCGUUCCUGGAAUGUAGUGAUGUGGUUGAGCAAAUCGUCAAGAUCGCCGAAAGACAUGAAGUGAUGAGUCUUCGAGGGACCGCAUUUUUCGUGCUGGGGUUGAUUUCUCGAUCCACGCAUGGGCUAGAGAUUCUUUCAGAACAGGGUUGGGAUGCCAACACAACGUCAAUGGGCACUUCACUCGGUCUUUGCAUACCAAACGACCUGUCCAAGCUCUUUUCCGUUGUGCCGUGGCCACACGUCAACGCGGCAUCAAUAAGUAUUCCCGAUACGCAACGGACUAUUCAAACACAGCCCCCGAUCCAGAAAGCCCGCCCACCUCUGCAACUCUCUGAAUUGCCCCCUUUGUUGAGUGAAGACGACGUUAACGGCCGGAUCCUGGAACUGAUUGUCGACCUCGGCAACGUGGUGCUCUACAAGAAGGCGCUUAUGGAGCUGCAGAAGUUGAAGCAGAGAAAGCCAAAUGCUUUCCGAAGUAGGGAAUUUUUCAAAAAGGUCAUGGGCUUACUGGAAUGGAAUCACUACAGGCUCGGUAUCCGUAGGUUGGUAAUCGACCUUUUCGAGAAGAACGUCAUGCGGCAAAUCGUCUUUGGCGACGAUGACACGGAAAGCAGCGCGUCCAGCAGUGGACAAGGGACAUGCGAUAACGGCGAGGGCAGCUCAGGCGAUGAUCGCACAGAGCGUCAGAGAAGCAUCAGCCAGCCUGCAGAGAUGCCAUCUGACUUGAUGCCAGAACCACUGCGGGUAUGA
Messenger RNA from Metarhizium album ARSEF 1941, 3981 nucleotides. Its product is annotated as cytosolic regulator Pianissimo. Lineage: Eukaryota; Fungi; Ascomycota; Sordariomycetes; Hypocreales; Clavicipitaceae. Gene Ontology annotation, biological process: TORC2 signaling. Gene Ontology annotation, cellular component: TORC2 complex. The record is from RefSeq and is a predicted model, not a curated record. The transcript has 2 exons. Bases 1 to 3981 code for a protein of 1326 amino acids.